UCAUAGUUCUUGAGAAGUCUCCUUAUGUUUUAAUGAUUAACUGCAUAUUUUCCAAGUGCCCUUCUUUCUUUUCAUGGUUCCCAUGGGUCCCAACCCCUAGAGUCACAAUAAGACAUGAGGAGUAUUAAGUGUUUCUCUCCAAACACAUUCCUUUUGUUGACUAGACUCUUAUCAGCAGCUGAAGCUUCACCAUAGUAACAGCUGGUAACUGGCAACAUGUACAGUUACAUCAAGAGAAAUAGAGCCAAGGAGAAGCCCCCAGAUUGAAGACUUAGGUCUUAGGUCUGGGCUACAGUUUGUUUACAAUAUAAUGCUGAGCGAUUUGAGAAGAAGGCACAGAGGCUAAGGUUCAGUAGAACUCACUCAGCAUUAAUACACAGCAGUUAGUAACAGUUUGAAAAUCUAAACAACUCAUUCUCAAUCAUUCAUUUCAGUUUCAUUGUGGAAGAGAUCCAAAUUGCCAUGACGACUGUGAGGAGCCAGGUCCACCAGAACAUGACCGGAUUCUACACUGAGGGAAAGGUCUCCAGCAAUGGAACUAUAUUAAUAUUUGAAAACUCUACUCUGAAUAAAGUCGUAAAUGUCUUAACCUUUGGCAUGCUCCUUCUCACCAUGAUAUCUAUUGGCUUGUCAGUGGAGAUUCUAAAAAUGAAAGCUUAUUUCCUCAAACCUAAAGAAGCUGCCAUGGCAAUGCUGGCCCAGUUCGGCAUCAUGCCGCUGGCUUCUUUCUGCAUAUCGAAAGGCCUACACUUAGAGCGCAUCAAGGCUCUGGCUCUAAUCAUCUAUGGCUGCUGUCCAGGAGGAACGUUUUCAAAUCUUUUUUCACUGGCCAUCAAGGGUGACAUAAAUCUCAGCAUCGUCAUGACGACCUGCUCCAACAUCGCUGCCCUUGGUAUGAUGCCUUUGCUGCUUUACAUCUACUGUCAAAACUACAGGGGUCUGGAAAAGCUGGUACCGUACUUGAACAUCAUCAUUGCUCUUGCACUGACCAUGGUGCCGUGUGCUUUUGGAAUCGCCAUCAAACACUAUAAACCACAGCACGUAUUGACCAUGAGGAGGGUUAGCUUCAGCCUGCUGGGAAUCAUUUCCAUUACAGUUAUUGUCCUCACUGCGUAUUCGAUCGAAGACCAAAUGUUGCUGGUUCUCUCAGCAGAUAUUCUUACUGGUGCUGCACUGCUCCCGUUGACAGGCUAUAUGCUGGGAUACGCAAUGUCCAAGAUAUGCAAGUUUGAUUCAAAAUGCUCUAGGACCAUCUCCAUGGAGACAGGAUGUCAAAACACCAACUUGUGUUUGACCAUCUUAAAGGUGUUUUUCCCACCACAGCUCAUUGGACCCAACUUAGUCUUCCCAUUUGUAUUCCUUUUAAUGCAGGUCUUUGAGGCCCUGCUCUUGAUCCUGGUCUAUAGAUGCUACAAAAAGACACAAACUAGGAGUGCAAAAAUACACAGGGAUGCUGAUGUUCAGCCAGAGGCGGUGCAAUUACAACAGCAUCAUGAAGAAGCUGGGACUGAAGAGGAAGACAAAGAGAAGCUGAAUAUUGCACACUGAGGAUGUAGCGACUCAACAUUCCUGUCUCUGCAUCAGCUUUAUCUAAACAGUCACAGUUUAUACUGUCUUUAUCUUCAAUCAGGUCUUUACCAUGUAAAUAAUGGGUAACUCAUAUGAGACACAUCUUGACAUUGAAGAUUUGUAAUACAAUUUCGAUUAAAAUGAGUGUGACCUGUCAUCUGUGGGACUGUACACUAUUAAACACGUUCAGGGAUGUUGAAUGCCGAAAAGAAAACAGGCGGUUUCUGGCUAAAUGAACAAUCUGUGGCUUUCCAACAACUGUCUGCUUUGAUUCAAAAUGAAAGGCUGCUAAACGUCUUAGAAGCAGUGUCUUUAUUCAAACACACCUAAAAUAUAACCUUUUGUUAAAAACGCAAAACCAUGUCUGAACGUUUGUCUGUAAACUGGCGGAGUAACACGCUAGCAGUCAGGUAAGUCAAAACACUGCAGGUUGAAAGGUUUGUCAUUCUGGUGUUGUAGGAUAUGAAUGUUUUUUAGCCACAACACGUUUUUUUCUUUGGACACAUCAUCAAUAGCAAAGGUUUUUGCACAUUUUAGGUCAUAAUAUGUUCAGUUUUACACAGCUCGCUUUUUAGCUGUGAUGUUCUGCAUUAAAGGUCAGUGGGACUUAAAAGCCCUGUGCAGUUUGUGUUUGUGGGUUGUAUUGUUAUAAUUAUAUAAAAUCUGAUUGUAGUACUAUAUAUUAAUACUCUUUUAUAUAUGAUUACUGUAUAUAUGUAAUACCUGAUAGUAACAAAACUGGAGCCCCUCUUGAUUUCUUCUUUUUUUCGGUAUUGGGGGCAAAUGUGGGCUGCACCCCAUAACUCUCCCCUUUCUGUCAUGACUCCGGUGGGAGAGGUGGGUGCUGUUUCACCUUCCAUAAUAUAUUCAUAUUUAUGUCCAAUAGUUAUAUAUUAAGUUUUUUUCAGAUUGUUUAUAGUCGUCAUCUGAUUACUCUUUUAUACAUGUAUGUCAAUACUUUUAGGUCCCACACACCGUUAGCUUAAAAAGUUGUAGUAAACAAGCUAACUUCAGUUAUGUGUUUGUUUCGGGACAGGAGAGAGGGCAGAUUUUUACCUUGGUGUGGGUUGUGUUUUGUUCUUUUCAUCAGGUAUAUGAAUGUGUUUAAUUAAUUUUCAUAGUUUUGUAACUUACGUUGUUGCAGCGCGCCGCGUUCACUCUCGGUGUCGUUGUGACCCUUGAGGCUUGCCAUAGGAAUCACAGUUGGCUUGACAAGUCAGACUCCCGGUGAUCAGUGUCCACAGCAGCUCUAUGAAUAUUACUGAUUAGUUCCUUACACUGUUGGGUUGUUUAGCAAUUAAGCACACACUUCCUCUAAAUCCUUUCAAAAUAAAAGCACCACUCCAAAUCUUCAGCUUUAAAGUAAUAUUUUUGCUUUCAACUGGUUAAUUCCGACUUUUUAAAAAUACUCUUUUAUGGUUCAGUAAUUACCCUCCACGCGCUCUAAAUCCUUUCAAAAAAAAAAAAAAAACGUAUCCAAUUUUUUA
Betta splendens (Siamese fighting fish) is the source of this 3056-nucleotide messenger RNA. RefSeq names its product hepatic sodium/bile acid cotransporter-like. Gene Ontology annotation, biological process: bile acid and bile salt transport. The record is from RefSeq and is a predicted model, not a curated record. Gene Ontology annotation, molecular function: bile acid:sodium symporter activity. The transcript is spliced from 5 exons. Bases 463 to 1548 code for a protein of 361 amino acids. Gene Ontology annotation, cellular component: membrane. Lineage: Eukaryota; Metazoa; Chordata; Actinopteri; Anabantiformes; Osphronemidae.